AUGAAUGGGAGAGUUUCUCUCAACAUGUCUCUACAUGAGCUGAGCGUCCGAAAUCCUUGGUUCCCGACUCAUCCUCUGCUAUGGACCGAACGACACCUGCAGCUCGUAAACUGCACAUUUCAACAACUCGAAACUCCUACCGAAGCCGGUGAGCACCAAGAGGAUACCGUCGGUGACGUAGAGGAUUUCGCGACCGAAUGGGAAUGCGGUAUGAAAGGUUUUUGUUUUCGCCUGCUGGUCGAUCGCGAUGGAAGUCCUUGGAAACCUGCUGCUGGCGCACCGGCUUUCGACUACGCUCAGCAUGAGAUAUAUCGACUGGAUUGUGGCAUUUACUUGACGCCGGCUGUACCUCCGUCAGAGACCAGCCCUGCACGACUUAUGGUGAGCCCUUAUGAAUACGCUUGGGCAACAGAUCGACGUCGAGCGAAAUGUUACCCUUGGAAGCAUGCGGCGGGAGAGGAAGCUGCCCAGCGGCUAUGUGAGCGCAGAUUACGACAAUGUGCGCCUGAGACUUGGACUCGAGAUCCAUAUCUUGUCUGUAUCAUGUUGUCUCUAGCACAGGACGACUGGUAUCGGUCUCUCCACCAAAGCUAUCCGGUGUGUCUUAUCGUCUGCAAUGAGACCGACAAGGCUAAUGCCUACGUAUAUCAUGCCGAGUUCCCUUUGGAUAUUACGGAAGGAUUAAAGACUCCUUCGUUACGUAUAUCUACUUGGCCUACGAUCUACUAUACUAAGAUCCCGUUUGAGCCAUACGGAAGCUUUCUCGACCAUCUCACUACAAGAAUCCUGGGGGUUAAGGAGGUCAACACGUCAAUUGCCGAGUUGACGAAGGAACGCCAACGCUGCGAUGGAAGCGACAGCACUGAGAGAGGCUGCAAGAGAGUCAUUCCAAACAUUCUGGAGGGCUUGAAGACUCUCAUCUCCAAAUGGUAG
Molecule: messenger RNA, 933 nt
Organism: Fusarium coffeatum
Lineage: Eukaryota; Fungi; Ascomycota; Sordariomycetes; Hypocreales; Nectriaceae
Exons: 3
Coding region: 1-933 (310 amino acids)
Source: RefSeq, a predicted model, not a curated record